This is a messenger RNA of Oncorhynchus keta (chum salmon), 2823 nucleotides long. Its product is annotated as zinc finger protein 710-like. Gene Ontology annotation, cellular component: nucleus. The record is from RefSeq and is a predicted model, not a curated record. Gene Ontology annotation, molecular function: DNA-binding transcription factor activity; RNA polymerase II cis-regulatory region sequence-specific DNA binding. Gene Ontology annotation, biological process: regulation of transcription by RNA polymerase II. Bases 79 to 2172 code for a protein of 697 amino acids. The transcript is spliced from 5 exons. NCBI's taxonomy places the organism in Eukaryota, Metazoa, Chordata, Actinopteri, Salmoniformes, Salmonidae.
GAGUCGUGGGACCGCCCCACUCUCCCACAGAUAUAAAUAGGAGCUGGAUUUUUUUACUCCACUCAGUUCUCCUGAAGGAUGAGAUCCCUGAAACACCUCAAACAUCACACCAGGAACAAUGUGGAGGAGGAGAGUGGCCGUCUGGUGCGGUGCUACCCCAAGGUGAUGGAAGGCCAGGUGGAUGCAGGAACACAGACAGAACCCGUGGUGGUGCUGUCUCUAGCCCAGGCUGCUGUCCUGGGCCUCAUCUCCCAGAAUGAGAUCUUUGGAGCCACCAUCGCCCCCAAUGGCUUCUACAUGGGCGAGCCCAGGGAGUAUGGCAGGACCCCUCCUCCUCCAGAGGGCAUGGAGUAUGAGUACGCUGACCAGCUGAUUGGGGCCAACGGGGACUACCUGGCUGAGCCUGUAGGUGAUUCGGAGCCCCACAGGAAUGAGAGGAGGCGCCCCGGGCCCAGAGGGAGAACCAGGGGGCCCAGGAAUGAAGGAGGAGCGCCAGGGGAGCAUCACAAAGUCCCCAGCGUACAGACUCAGGUCAAAGGGGAGAGGGGAGAGUCUGAAACCCCUCCGUCCUGCAUCCAUAUGGCAAAGAGCCCUAGCAGCCCAGGCAAGAUGGAGGAGCCAGCCACUCACAGAGGGCCUCUGAAGGAGGAGCAGAGCUGUGGUAACUGUGCUGUGUGUGUGAAAGAGACGUCCAGUCAGACCAAGACAGACACUCGGCCAGAGGAGAGGAGAGGGAGAGGAGGAGAGGGGCAAGAAGAGGAGUUAGCUGAGGAGGACGGAGUGUUGAACCUCAAGACUGGAGGAGAUAGGGGAGACAGUCCCAAUCCCAUCAUGAACCACUACUUUGAGUCCAGCGAGGUGGCCUAUGAGUCUGCUGACGUGGCCGGGGGGGACUAUGACGAGAGCAGCCAGGGCAUGCUGUGGGCUGCAGACGCCGAGGGGAUAGCCAGGCGCAUGCAGAUCGACCGGCUGGACAUCAACGUCCAGAUAGAUGAGUCCUACUGCGUGGAUGUGGGAGAGGGCCUGAAGAGAUGGAAGUGCCGCAUGUGUGAGAAGUCUUAUACCUCCAAGUACAACCUGGUCACCCACAUCCUGGGCCACAACGGCAUCAAGCCCCACGAGUGCCUGCACUGUGGCAAGCUGUUCAAGCAGCCCAGCCACCUCCAGACCCACCUGCUCACCCACCAGGGCACCCGGCCACACAAGUGCACCGUGUGUAAGAAGGCCUUCACCCAGACCAGCCACCUGAAGAGGCACAUGCUGCAGCACUCCGACAUCAAGCCUUACAGUUGCCGCUUCUGUGGGCGAGGCUUCGCCUAUCCCAGUGAGCUCCGGUCCCACGAGAACAAGCAUGAGAAUGGCCACUGCCACUUGUGUUCCCAGUGUGGUAUGGAGUUCCCCACCCACGCCCACCUGAAGCGCCACCAGACCAGCCACCAGGGCCCCACCACUUACCAGUGUACCGAGUGCAACAAGUCCUUUGCCUACCGCAGCCAGCUGCAGAACCACCUCAUGAAGCACCAGAACGUAAGGCCCUACGUAUGCCCCGAGUGUGGCAUGGAGUUUGUCCAGAUCCAUCACCUCAAGCAGCAUGCCCUCACUCAUAAGGUACUAAUACCGCAAGCCUUCGCUGACCAGGGUAUGAAAGAAUUCAAAUGUGAGGUGUGUGCCCGGGAGUUCACCCUCUCUGCUAACCUCAAGAGACACAUGCUGAUCCACGCCAGCAUCAGGCCCUUCCAGUGUCACGUCUGCUUCAAGACCUUCAUCCAGAAACAGACCCUCAAAACACACAUGAUCGUCCACCUGCCUGUCAAACCUUUCAAGUGCAAGGUGUGUGGCAAAUCUUUCAACAGAAUGUACAACCUCCUGGGCCACAUGCACCUCCACGCUGGCAGCAAGCCCUUCAAGUGUCCUUACUGCUCCAGCAAGUUCAACCUGAAGGGCAAUCUGAGCCGACACAUGAAGGUCAAACACGGCGUCCUGGAUGCUUCACCAGACGGACGAGAAGCCCCCCCUGACAUAGAGAACCAGGAGGACUACAAUGAAGAGAACCUUGAAUUCAGCGAACGAGAGAACCUGGCCAGUAUCAACACACCAGACAUCGCUAAACUGUCUGAAUUGGAGUAUUAUAGCAGCUACACCAAGGGUGCAGGGCGCUACAACACAGCAUGAAUGAUGACAAAAGACCCCAUAUUGAGUAGAAGUGUAAACUAAAAGGGAGGUAGUGCCGCUAGCAGUUUAAAGUGGUGGAAUCUGCCCAUUCAUAUGCACUGGAAUCUCUGUUUUCUUGCUCUGAUAUUCAUUGGGAGUGAGAGAGGUCAUUUGGGAUUGUACAUUUCUCAUCGGCAUCUUGUUUUGUAUUGAAACGUGACUUCACCUCUAGGUGCCACAAUAUUGUGAUUGAUGUGUUCACGUGAAAAAGGUCAUAUCUGAAAAUAAAUAAUCUAACCUCCUGGGAGAGUCCUACUCAACAUACAUCCCCAGGGGUAGCCUAACUCUGUAAGCACUUUUUAGGGAAACAAAUAUGUGAUAGUGAAAUGCACUUACUCAGACAAUCCCCAGCAAGUGUGCGGAUAAGUCAGAAUACAGCUGAGUAUUAUUGCUUUUACUAACAUGUCUAGAAAUGCAUACAGGCCUGUCAAAUGUGUUCUGUUCAUGUCCCUUACCAAAGCUGAUACCAUUCAACAGUUCAUGUGAACCAACCAUUUAUUUUUUUCUACUUCCCAGGUUAACAUUUUAUACUGUGAGUAGUUUCAACUACAGUUCUAGGAUUUUAAUUUCAUUGUUAUAUUUGCAAUGUGCAGAAAUAAAUCGUUCGCCCAG